Drosophila innubila is the source of this 1140-nucleotide messenger RNA. RefSeq names its product IgA FC receptor-like. The record is from RefSeq and is a predicted model, not a curated record. Bases 48 to 896 code for a protein of 282 amino acids. The transcript is spliced from 3 exons. Lineage: Eukaryota; Metazoa; Arthropoda; Insecta; Diptera; Drosophilidae.
UGAUUACGAGACAUUGAGUGAAAUUCUUAAAUUUAGUUAAUAGAAGUAUGAACUACAAUUGGGCAAUAUUGUUGAUAUUGCAACUGUCAGUCUUCUUUAUGCAUCUCUGGGAGGCAGAAGGCGGACACAUUAGAAGUGGUUGUAAAAAGCACAAACAUAGGCACAGAAAAUAUUCCGAUACGCGAUCAGCAACAAGCUUCCCAAAGCCAGACGAAAAUUAUAAGGACAGGCAUCUUCGAAAACCACCUGGUGUGACUCCGAGAAUUUUUCCAUUUCUUGUUUUACCAAUUUUGGGCAAAAUAGCUUUAGGAAAAGUGGUCAAAGUUGCUGCCGUACAUGCUGUCAAGAAAGUUGGCGCAAAAAUAAUAAAAAAUGUUGGCGCAAAAGUAAUAAAAAAAGUUAUAAAAAAAGUUGGCAAAAAAGUUAUAAAAAAAGUUAACAGUAAGGCAAGGAAGGUGAAAGAGGUUGCCAAAAAAACAGUUAAAAAAGAAAAAAAAAAGGUUAUUGAACACGCUUCAGAUAUUGUCGAAGAUACUUUCGACACAGCAGUUCAAUUAGCAGAUGAAAAUACUACUGAAGGCAUUGAUGUCGCUACUGAAGCUCCUAUAUAUCCUGAAGCUCCAACAUAUCCUGAAGCUUUUACAUAUCCUGAAGCUCCUAAGUAUCCCGAAGCUCCUAAACAUCCUGCACAUCCAGAAGCUCCUACAAAUCCUGAAGCUUCUAAAUAUCCUGAAGCUCCUAAGUAUCCCGAAGCUCCUAAACAUCCUGAAGCUGCUGAAUCUUCUAAAGCUCCAAAAGCUCAUGAAUCUGCAAAAGCUUCUGAAUCUCUUAAAACUUAUUAUGAUUACGAAGAUCCUGAGAAACCCGACCAUGUAAAUAUUUUAAUUAUUACCUAAGCUGCUGAAACUGUUGUUGCUGAUUCUGAGCACGACGUUAAUAAUUAAAUAGAUGGAGAUAAUCCUAUAUAAGUCGAGCCUCUUCCAAUCAAGUGGUUUAUUUACCAAAUUCGUUCUACUUAAAUCAAUUAUAGCUGUGAAUCAAUUAUAGCUAAUCUUUACUUAUAGUUUAUUUAUAAAUUGAAUUUUUCAACGUGUAUAUAUUUUUUUUACUCAAUAAUUAACAGAACUAAGUAAUAAGAAU